UACGUUACAGGACAAGUUUUGGAUAACCAGAGUCGGGCUCCUUGGCGUUUGUCAUCUAUAACAGAUUUCUUCUGGUCGAUAGCAGAUUUCGUGGUUCUGUUUUUCCAGAGCAUUAUUCAACCAGAUUUGAGAAGAAGAGGCUACACAUCUUCCUCCUAUUCAGGAUACAAUGAUGGAAGAGGGCCUCCAGCACAUCCUCGCCGAAGGAUGGGUCGAAUAAAUCACUGGGGUGGAGGCCCCAGUCCACCACCAAUGGCUGGAGGUGGAUGA
This is a messenger RNA of Aptenodytes forsteri (emperor penguin), 270 nucleotides long. It is a transcript of the gene SELENOK, whose product is annotated as selenoprotein K. The record is from RefSeq and is a predicted model, not a curated record. The annotation marks the transcript as partial. The transcript has 3 exons. Gene Ontology annotation, biological process: calcium ion transport; endoplasmic reticulum calcium ion homeostasis. NCBI's taxonomy places the organism in Eukaryota, Metazoa, Chordata, Aves, Sphenisciformes, Spheniscidae. Gene Ontology annotation, cellular component: endoplasmic reticulum membrane; Golgi apparatus.